GUCGGAGCGGACUUGCGGCGGACGCGGCAAGGGAAAACUAUUCCGGCAAUCACACUCCUGACUCUAGUCACAGCUAGAAUCUUGCGCUUCUGUUCUUUUUCACGCUGAACCGUGUCUUUAUUGAUUAAAGACUCUCUACAACAUGCGUCGGUCAGCUUUGCGGACUGUCCAGUCCGUGGGACCGCUUGUUCGUAGAACGCCAGCGAGAGGACUCUCAAGUGCUUCAGAUUCAAUAGUCAAGGACCCCGCCGAGUUCGACCAAAUAACAACACUCAAAAAUGGCAUCCGCGUCGCCAGCGAAUCCUUACAAGGACCUUUUUCCGGAGUCGGAGUUUACGUCGACGCCGGCUCGCGAUACGAAGACGAAAGUAUCCGUGGAGUCAGUCACAUUAUGGAUCGAUUAGCGUUCAAGUCCACAAAAGCCCGAACGGGGGAUCAAAUGCUUGAGGCUCUGGAGUCGUUGGGCGGAAACAUACAAUGCGCAUCGUCUCGAGAAUCGUUAAUGUAUCAGUCUGCUAGCUUCAACUCGACCGUGCCUACAACACUCGGAUUGCUCGCUGAGACGAUCCGCGAACCUCUAAUCACAGAAGAAGAGGUGGAGCAACAAUUGAUCACGGCGGAAUACGAGAUCAACGAAAUAUGGAAUAAACCCGAGCUUAUCCUUCCUGAGCUUGUUCAUAUGGCUGCAUUCAAGAAUAACACGCUGGGAAACCCUCUGCUGUGUCCGCAAGAGCGACUUACAGAGAUCAACAAGGCGGUAGUUGAAAAGUAUCGGUCUGCGUUUUUUAACCCGGAGAGAAUGGUGGUUGCAUUUGCAGGUGUGCCGCAUGAUGAGGCUGUUCGAUUAACAGAGCAGUAUUUCGGCGACAUGAGCACGCACCGUGAAGGCCCCGGCCUGCAUGGCAAGGGCAUUGAGACGACACUUUCUGGUGAUCCGGCCGCCCAGAAGGAAGGGGAAUUCCCUACCAUCCCAUUGUCCACGCCGUCCGCUAAUGUCACCACCAACGUACACACGAAUGCUUCUCAGACGAACAUUUUGUCAAAACUGCCGUUCCUCAAAAACCUAACGACUCCGGCCCCGCGCAAAGAAACAGCAAAGGUUCUGGACCCGUCGUCUCUCGAACUCUCCACCCUCGAUUUAAACCGCCCUUCCCAUUAUACCGGCGGAUAUCUUUCUCUCCCCCCAAUUCCGCCUCCCGCGAACCCUAACCACCCUCGUUUGAGCUAUAUCCAUCUCGCUUUUGAAGCCCUCCCAAUAUCGUCCCCUGACAUCUAUGCUCUCGCGACACUCCAAACGUUGCUCGGCGGCGGCGGCUCGUUUUCGGCCGGUGGUCCAGGGAAGGGCAUGUACUCUCGGCUGUACACGAAUGUGUUGAACCAGCACGGCUGGGUCGAGAGCUGCAUUGCGUUCAACCACAGCUACACCGAUAGCGGUAUUUUCGGCAUUUCAGCCUCGUGCAGUCCUACUCGCACGCCGCAGAUGCUCGAGGUGAUGUGUCGGGAACUCCAAGCCUUGACACUCGACACCGGUUUCUCCGCGCUUCAAAUGCAGGAGGUCAACCGUGCAAAGAACCAGCUACGAUCCUCGCUCCUGAUGAACUUGGAGUCCCGUAUGGUGGAGCUGGAAGACCUGGGCCGACAAGUUCAAGUGCACGGUCGCAAAGUCGGGGUUAAGGAGAUGUGCGAGCGGAUCGAGGAACUUACUGUCGAAGACUUGCGCCGUGUCGCCAGGCAAGUUUUCGGCGGCUUGGUGCGCAACAAAGGCGAGGGCACUGGAAAGCCAACUGUUGUUAUCCAGGAAGGCGAAUUGGAGGGCUACAAGCUGCGACCAUUCCCUUGGGAGGACAUUCAACAGCGUAUUGCUCGAUGGAAGCUGGGCAGGCUGUAAAGCAGGCGAUCGAAACCCAGUGCCAUAAUCUCUUCUCUAAUAAACUCCACCUAGAAAGCUCGGGUGGAAGUAUUCGCUAAAAAAAGAUUCCUCUUCGUACAUGUAUCAGGUUGGACAUUGUGGCAUGUGUACUAUAUACUGCAUUAGAUAUGGGAUAAUUGCAGCGAUUGUAAAGAUAGAAAACUGUUAAUAUUACCAGAUACGCUAAGAUAUUCUCUAACACCACAUAAGUCUGUGAUAAUUGCAAGGUGUAAGCCGCUGGUGAUC
Molecule: messenger RNA, 2155 nt
Organism: Talaromyces proteolyticus
Lineage: Eukaryota; Fungi; Ascomycota; Eurotiomycetes; Eurotiales; Trichocomaceae
Product: mitochondrial-processing peptidase subunit alpha
Exons: 2
Coding region: 143-1888 (581 amino acids)
Cellular component (GO): mitochondrion
Molecular function (GO): metal ion binding; metalloendopeptidase activity
Source: RefSeq, a predicted model, not a curated record